UGACGGACCGCCUCACCCGGAAGUUUGUGUUUGGUGUUUGAAGGAGCAGAGACACUCGGGACUCGAACUUCCAGCGUGAAAAGUGGCUCCGACCGGGUCACGGGGAAAUGUCGCGCCUCAAAGAACACGUGGACAAACUGACGCGUCUGUACGAACGUUACACCGAGUACGUGCGGAGGAACCCGGCGGCCACCGCGCAGCUGGAGGCCACCGUGAGGACCGUGUCCUACCUGAUCGCAGGGCGAUUUGCUGAUUCCCAUGAAAUCUCUGAACUCGUUUACUCUGCCUCCAAUCUCCUGGUUCUGUUCAACGACAGCAUUCUGCGUAAAGGGCUGAGACGUGCGCUCCCUGUGACUCUGUCUCAGCAGAGACUCCUGACCUGGCUCUCUGUGCUGGAGUAUCUGGAGGUGUUCCUGGAGAUGGGAGCCUGCAAGCUGUGGGGGGAUGUCGGCCGCUGGCUGGUGAUCGGACUCAUUCAGAUCUUCAAGACCAUUUUCCGCUUCGUUCUCCUUCUGUGGUACAAAUCUGGGAUCCAGACUUCACCUCCCAUAAUCCCCCUGGACCGAGGCGCAGAACUUGUCAAUGAAGAUGACGGUGACGGCGAGCCGGAAGAUGUAACCUGCUUUGUGGGUCAGAGGUCAGGACGAGUCAUCCGGCCGCUGGGCAGUGGUCCGUCCCUGCAGGCCCGGCUGUGGGGAGCACCGAGUCAGAAGAAGAGCAGCAGCUUGAGGGAGAAGCUCCACAGCAAACCCACACAGCUCAGACUCCAGGAGACCAUCGCGGAGUCUGUGUACAUCGGGCGGCCUCUGAUUCACUUGCUCUGCCUCGGACUCUGUGGGAAACAGUCCUGGAAGCCGUGGCUCGUCUCCGGCGUCCUGGAACUGUCCAGCUUCGCCGUCCUCAACGAAACCAAAUUUCAGAAUCGCUGGGAGCGAGCGGAGAUGAGGAGGAGGACGUUUCUCCUGCUCUACUACCUCCUGCGUUCACCUUUCUACGACAAAUUCUCUGAAGAAAAGAUGCUCUUCCUGCUCAGACUCCUCGCUGAUCACGUGCCAGGAAUCGGACUUGUUGCACGCCCUCUGAUGGAUUAUCUUCCCACCUGGCAGAAGAUCUACUUCUACAACUGGGGAUAAACCCUGAGUGGAUUAAGGAUCAUUUGAUUUGCGGCGGCGAUAAAGGACGUGUGGGGUCGUCACCUCACACAGAGCUUCCUGCUGUCAUCCCCCAGGCAUCAGAGAAAACUCUGCGGAGACGACUUCCACUGCUGCACCUUCUUCUAACGACACUUCCUGUUUCCUGUCAGAGAUUAAAUGGAGAUCCUGAACAUCCUGAACGUCAUUUCAAAGAAUCAGAUUGUUUCUGACUCAACAAAGAGCUUCAGCGAACGAGAACAAUAUUUUCUUGAUGAACUUAAUAAUUGAGUUCGAUUUACACUCAUGUGUACGAUGAAGACACUGAUGAUGAAGAUGUUGUCUCGUUUCAUUCUCUCUCUCUCUCUCUGUUCCUCCCUGAAGCUCUGUCAUUCGUCUGUUGAGAGAAAACUUUACUGAGAUGUUGUCGUCACCAGCAGGAAUAAGAUUUGAAUUCAGUGUCGUUUGUCCCGAGCUACUGAAAACCACAGGAAGCUCCGGCAGCGCGUCAGCGCCAAACCGAAGCAAAUAAAAUGAGGAGGAAGAAUUUUACUCCUUUAAAGGAUAAAAAAACUAAACCAGAGAUUUAAUCUCUUGAGAUAUUUUGUUGAAGUGGUCAGAUUCACAAACUGUUAAAUGUUUCUUACAUUUUAACUUUAUUCUCAUCAUCAGAGUUAAAUAAUGUGUUUCACUGAAGAUUGUGCGUCAGUCUCGUUCUCGUGAACUCGAUAUCUCAGAAUAUCUGGAGAACGUUCACUCAGACUCGCUGAUAAGAUUUGAGCAGAGGUCAAAGGUCACUGUGAACUUGACCAUGAAACGAAAACACGUUCCAGACUCAGUGAGUGUGUGUGUGAGUGUUUCAGUCAAUGACUUGCACACAGCCGAGGUUUUAAAUCUUUAUUAACAUACUGAAUACGUUUCUUUUUGUAGCCUACAAAUAAAUAGUUGAAUGCUUCUUCCUUUC
Messenger RNA from Paralichthys olivaceus (Japanese flounder), 2094 nucleotides. RefSeq names its product peroxisomal biogenesis factor 16 (gene pex16). NCBI's taxonomy places the organism in Eukaryota, Metazoa, Chordata, Actinopteri, Pleuronectiformes, Paralichthyidae. Gene Ontology annotation, biological process: peroxisome organization. The record is from RefSeq and is a predicted model, not a curated record. Gene Ontology annotation, cellular component: peroxisomal membrane.